UUGUUGAACUUGUUGAGACAGUGGGCCCAUGUAAUCACAACUACAAAACAGUUUUUAGUUUCAAUUGGAAGUGUAAAACAUCUCCAAACGGAGACAUUUUUUUCCGUUUUGUCGAACCAAAAUAAUCAUGUAGUCAAUAUCGGUAGACCAAAAACUGAAACAAUAGAAUCUUACCAAACUCAAUCGCUAAGUGAAUAAAAGUCUCGAUUGAGAAGCAAUAAAAUGAACUGCACACGCAUUCAUCUAUUAUUGUUUUUGUUUUUAUAUUUUAAUUGAAAUGGUCUUAUGAUUUUACCAAUUUCGAAAAUAGUCUGUGGCAACUGUGAUUAAAUGUUCAGGCAAUCGUCUAUAACAAUAAAAAAGUUUCGGUGCGAUUUGUUAAACGAUAACGGAUAAGAAUCAUUUGUAUCAAAACUGUGUGACUCAAGUACUUGGAAUGCAAGUGUUUAAUGGUUACGAAGCGAUUUUUUUUUAUUAAAACAAUCGAAAAAGUGACCGUCAUUAAUACCGUACUGUUCCUUUUUUCUCGUACUAUUGUUUAUAAAGUGUAACGACAUUCCAAACGAUUCCGUGCUAAAUGGUUUUUCAAUUCGAUAAAAAUAACUAAUAAGUAUUACAAGAAAAAAUCGAGUGUAAUUGUUUGUACCCGCGAAAAGUGUGAAUAAAAACAAUUCAUAAUCAUGAGACCUCAUAUGGAUAAUAUGAAUAACUCGUUUGGUUACACAUCAGCGGGCCGACCAACAUGGGAUCAACAUUCGGCAAGACCUCAACCACCACCAAGGCGACGGUCCAACUCUUUACAACAUGUACCAACUGUGGCAACAACGAAUGUGCGACCGACCAGGCGAUCACUGUUUAAUACAACUCUGAGUGAGGAGGGGACAAGCCAACUCCGAAUCAAGAUUAUGUCUGGACAAUCAUUAGCAAAAAAAGAUAUAUUCGGUGCAAGUGAUCCUUACGUAAGAAUAGACUUGAACACCAUUAAUGGCGACAUAAACAUCGACUCUGUUUUGACAAAAACCAAAAAGAAGACGCUGAAUCCCGUGUGGAAUGAGGAGUUCAUAUUUAAAGUGAAAGCCAAUGAACAUAAGCUGGUGUUACAGGUAUUUGAUGAGAAUCGAUUGACUCGUGAUGAUUUUCUAGGAAUGGUUGAAAUACCAUUGGCGAAUUUGCCUACAGAACAGGAAAAUCGUGCAAUUGCACCGAAAAGCUAUCCGCUUAGGCCAAGAAGGUCAGUUGGUGCUAGAUCUAGAGUAAGAGGAACACUUGAAGUUUACCAUGCAUUCAUUCGCGAUUUGGAUACACCUGAUACCAUAUCAUCGAAUGAACCGGAAUGGGAAUUAGUCAAUGAGGCCGAAACGGAUGCUGAGACAGCAGCUCAAAAUCAAACUGCCUAUCCAACGUCAUCUGUUGCACCACCAUUGCCGGAUGGAUGGGAGAUGCGUCAAGAUGCCAACGGAAGGACCUAUUAUGUGAAUCACGUUGCACGAACAACACAAUGGGAAUGUCCUUCAGGCGACACAAAUCCAGUUUCAAGUAGUGAUAUUGAUGCUGCUGCUAUGCAGUUUGAACGACGUUUCCACAUUAGCGUUGAUGCAUCAGAAGAUCGUGAACACCAGCAUGAAGAUAUAGACACAGCUGAUAGUGGUACAUCGAAUGCAGCCGUUCGUCCCAAUUCAACAACCGGCCAGUCAAGACAGAGCUCAAGUGAUGAAACAUCGACAAGCGAAAGUUCGCAUCCGGCAAACAAUUUAGAGGCAGGGCUUCCCAGCGGUUGGACAAUGCAAAUUGCACCAAACGGUCGCAUGUUCUUCAUUGAUCACAAUGAAAAGAAAACUUCAUGGAUUGAUCCACGGACAGGUCGUGCAAGUCCCAUGCCAAGCCAAACACGACCACCCGAUGAUGACUUGGGCCCACUGCCUGAAGGCUGGGAAGAACGUGUACAUGUGGAUGGUCGAAUCUUCUUCAUUGAUCACAAUACACGAACUACACAAUGGGAAGAUCCAAGACUAUCUAAUCCAAAUAUAGCUGGCCAAGCAGUACCUUAUUCUAGAGAUUACAAACAAAAAUACGAAUAUUUUAAGAGUCAGCUGAGGAAACCAACAAAUGUGCCUAAUAAAUUUGAAGUGAAAGUACGACGAGCAUCAAUUUUCGAAGACUCUUAUCGAAUCAUAAAUACCGUGAAUAAAACCGAUAUAUUGAAAACAAAACUAUGGAUCGAAUUCGAGGGUGAAGCUGGUCUCGAUUACGGUGGAUUGGCCCGUGAAUGGUUUUUCCUUUUGUCAAAGGAAAUGUUCAAUCCAUACUACGGGUUAUUUGAAUAUUCAGCUAUGGACAAUUAUACGCUUCAGAUCAAUCCAUUUAGUGGACUGUGCAACGAAGAGCAUUUAAAUUAUUUCAAGUUCAUUGGAAAAAUUGCUGGAAUGGCUGUUUAUCAUGGAAAAUUAUUGGAUGCGUUUUUCAUUAGACCUUUUUAUAAAAUGAUGUUACAAAAACCGAUAGACUUAAGAGAUAUGGAAUCCGUUGAUAUGGAAUACUACAAUUCAUUGUUGUGGAUCAAAGAAAACAAUCCGGACGAACUAAUGUUAACAUUUUGUGUCGAUGAGGAAACAUUUGGUCAUACCACACAACGCGAGCUCAAGCCCAACGGUGCUGAAAUUGAAGUCACAAACGACAAUAAAGAUGAAUAUAUAAGAUUGGUGAUUGAAUGGCGUUUUGUAUCUCGUGUCAAAGAGCAAAUGAGCAGCUUUUUGGAUGGUUUUGGUUCCAUAUGUCCGUUAGCAUUGCUUAAAAUUUUCGACGAAAACGAAUUGGAAUUGUUGAUGUGCGGCAUACAAAAUAUUGACGUUAAAGACUGGAAGAAAAACUCUUUAUACAAAGGUGACUAUUACGCCAAUCACAUUGUUAUUCAAUGGUUCUGGAGAGCAGUAUUAUCAUUCUCAAAUGAAAUGCGGGCACGUUUACUACAAUUUGUUACGGGAACAUCACGAGUUCCAAUGAAUGGUUUUAAAGAAUUAUACGGUUCAAAUGGGCCACAAAUGUUUACAAUUGAAAAAUGGGGCACACUUGAGUCUUAUCCACGAGCACACACGUGUUUCAAUCGUUUGGAUUUGCCGCCAUAUGAGAAUUAUUCACAGUUAAAAGAUAAGCUAGUGCAAGCGAUUGAAGGUAGUCAAGGAUUUGCGGGCGUUGAUUAGAUCAUCAAUAAUAAUCUAAUUUAAAUCAUGUACAAUAUAAUAACCGGCUUAAAAGAACAACGAUCAUUCAUUGAUUGAGAAUGAAUAAAAGAAACUUCUGAUACACAUUUAUUAUUUUCUCUUAAAUUUCUAUUCGUUUAUGCUCCGCAAUAUCGAAUCAGUACACAUCACAGACGAUAAAUGUAUACAUCACAGCCGAUAAACGCAAUACAUUAAUGAAAUUAACAAGUAGACUACUUCAAAUGUUCUGAUUCAAAAUAUAAUCGUAUAAUUUGUUUUCUGUAAA
Molecule: messenger RNA, 3483 nt
Organism: Contarinia nasturtii (swede midge)
Lineage: Eukaryota; Metazoa; Arthropoda; Insecta; Diptera; Cecidomyiidae
Gene: Nedd4
Product: E3 ubiquitin-protein ligase Nedd-4
Exons: 15
Coding region: 681-3197 (838 amino acids)
Biological process (GO): ubiquitin-dependent protein catabolic process; regulation of dendrite morphogenesis
Molecular function (GO): sodium channel inhibitor activity; protein binding; ubiquitin protein ligase activity
Source: RefSeq, a predicted model, not a curated record